AUGACAAACGCCGUGAUGCACAACGCUCAAUGCUCCACCUUGCCUUCUCCCACCACCUCCGAAGCCACUAGCAUUAGCAAUUUCUCUCCGCCAACUCCUGCCCUUGAUAAUACUCACAACGUCCUCCCCCAUGGCAUGGCCUCUCCGAACACAAAGGCCUCCGUGGGUGACUCAAUCCUGCGCCAGUACGCCCACCACCUAGGCGCCCUUCACGCUGAUGACGAAACUCAUGCUGUGCACGACGUCAGCGAGCGUGAUACCGCGGCUGUUGACGAGACCAUCUUGAACACCGUCCUCAAUCUCGCCGACAAGCCGCCGAAUCGAACUGACCGAUCCUCCUACCUCGCCCAUCACCCAACUGUACCUGUACCGAAACCUCUCUCGUUACCGAAACCCUUCCUCACACAUCGAAAGAACGCGAAAUCCACAGACAUACCGAGGCAAACAAUCAUGAAGGCGCUGGUCUCACGGAGACCUAGCACGGGUCCCAUAACUGCUCCGCUGGCUGCAAACACUCUCAGGACUGCAGCCCGCGAGGCGGAGGCUGGAGAACAGAACCCUCCUACGUCCUCGCCAUGUCUGACGGCUACUCUGGGUGGGCUGCAGCCGAGUGUGUUCUCGGGUUGUUCGCCUACUUCGACGAGUUUCAUGCGAUCUCCUUGUUUCUUCCACCAGCGUUUUGAGUCAAUCGUGGAUGUCCAAAAGGUGUUGGACGAAAUUGCUGAAGACGACUAUUCACAUUCGAGGUUAAUGCAGACCGCAAUAGGGGUGCGGGAGGUUUCGAAGCAGCUGCAGCGCAAACCAUUGAAGCGCGCUGUGCGGAAUGUGAUGAUCGUGACCAAGGCUCGCGACAACAGCCUGGUUUAUCUGACCCGAGAUCUUGCGGAGUGGCUGCUUUCAACGCCGCGGUAUGGCAGCGAUGUCGGCGUCAACGUCUAUGUUGAUGCCAAGCUCCGGCAUUCGAAGCGAUUUGACGCUGCUGGUCUGGUCAAGAAGGAGCCGAGGUUCGAGCAGAUGUUGAAAUAUUGGACUCCAGACUUGUGCUGGUCUUCGCCGGAGACCUUUGACCUGGUUCUCACUCUGGGUGGUGAUGGGACCGUCCUCUUCACGUCCUGGUUGUUUCAGAGGGUUGUGCCACCCGUGCUGUCUUUCUCGCUGGGUAGCUUGGGGUUCUUGACAAACUUUGAGUUCGACAAGUACAAGGAACAUCUCGACCGCAUUAUGGGCGAUGGUGGGAUGCGGGUAAACCUUAGGAUGCGUUUUACCUGCACCGUCUGGAGAGCUGAUCGGUCGCCCGGGGCUGAAAAGGGUGCUGUUGAAGAAGGCGAGCAGUUCGAGGUUCUGAACGAGCUGGUUAUCGAUCGGGGACCUUCUGCAUAUGUCUCCAACUUGGAGCUCUAUGGAGAUGACGAGCUCUUGACGAUUGUGCAGGCGGAUGGGUGUAUCUUUUCCACGCCGACAGGGUCCACGGCUUACUCCCUAUCGGCGGGAGGGUCUCUGAUACAUCCGUCCAUCCCUGCCAUUCUGCUGACGCCCAUUUGUCCGCAUACCCUCUCUUUCCGUCCGAUGGUUCUCUCAGACACUCUGCUGCUGCGCAUAGCAGUCCCCAACAAAUCUCGUUCUUCGGCAUACUGCUCUUUUGAUGGAAAGGGUCGUGUGGAGCUCAAGCGAGGGGAUUAUGUGACCUUGGAAGCGUCACAAUAUCCCUUCCCAACUGUCAUGACUGGCACCAACGAAUGGGUGGAAAGCGUACAAAGGGCUUUGAGGUGGAAUGUUAGAGGAGCAGUGCAGAAAGCCUGGGACGAUGGUGAUGAAGCGGACUGUGAUCAGGCCGAGGAGAAAUGGGAUAUCGACAUGGACUCCAGUCCUGCUGGUGGCACUGAUAGCGGUAUUGGUCCCAGUGAAGAUGGGGACCAUGUUGCCAGUCCAAUGCGCAGGCAGCUGAGUUUGCUGAACAUGUGA
This is a messenger RNA of Exophiala xenobiotica, 1962 nucleotides long. RefSeq lists its product as uncharacterized. The transcript has a single exon. Gene Ontology annotation, biological process: NADP+ biosynthetic process; NAD+ metabolic process. Gene Ontology annotation, molecular function: NAD+ kinase activity. NCBI's taxonomy places the organism in Eukaryota, Fungi, Ascomycota, Eurotiomycetes, Chaetothyriales, Herpotrichiellaceae. The coding region runs from base 1 to 1962 and encodes 653 amino acids. The record is from RefSeq and is a predicted model, not a curated record.